Messenger RNA from Aquila chrysaetos chrysaetos, 3653 nucleotides. It is a transcript of the gene USP44, whose product is annotated as ubiquitin specific peptidase 44. Lineage: Eukaryota; Metazoa; Chordata; Aves; Accipitriformes; Accipitridae. Gene Ontology annotation, cellular component: cytoplasm. The record is from RefSeq and is a predicted model, not a curated record. Gene Ontology annotation, molecular function: cysteine-type deubiquitinase activity; zinc ion binding. Gene Ontology annotation, biological process: protein deubiquitination. Bases 286 to 2433 code for a protein of 715 amino acids. The transcript has 7 exons.
GGAAGGACUUCGGUUGCCACUACAAAUCUGGUGACAGACCCGCCGCCGGCACAUGGCGAUCGGCCCUUCCCGCCCCGCUCUCGGCAGAAUCGUGUUGCUUUUGCAUGAAGAGCUUGAUUGUGCAACUAUGGUUUACACAGUGGUCGUCCUGAAAUCAGCAGACCACUUUUGUCCUCAGUCCAGUAUCUGCUUACUUUGAGGCAUUUGCAGAUUGAAAUAUCAUGGACAGAAAAUAGUUUGGAUUAUGUGUUUUGCCAGCAUAUCUCUGCAGUUUCAGUUUUAACAAUGGAUAAGUGUAAGCACAUCGGACGUCUGCGACUGGCCCAAGAUCACUCCAUUCUGAAUCCUCAGAAAUGGCAUUGCGUGGACUGCAAUACUACCGAAUCUGUGUGGGCGUGCCUCAGCUGCUCACAUGUGGCGUGUGGAAGAUAUAUUGAAGAACAUGCACUAAAGCACUUUCAGGAGAGCAGUCACCCAGUGGCAUUGGAAGUAAAUGAGCUGUAUGUUUUCUGUUAUCUCUGUGAUGAGUAUGUUCUUAAUGAUAACGCAACUGGUGAUUUAAAACUGUUGCGAAGUACGUUAAGUGCAAUCAAGAGUCAAAACUAUGAGUGCACUACUCGAAGUGGGAGGACUUUGCGUUCUAUGGGUACAAGUGAUGAUUCUUACCUUUCACAUGGUGGUGCCCAAGCCUUGCUUCGGAAUGAAGAUCGCAUGUUCACAGCUCUCUGGCACCGACGGCGUGCAUUCCUGGGCAAAAUAUUCAGAUCAUGGCUUGAGUUGACGCCUACUGGAAAAAAGAUUCUGGAAGAAGAAAGGCGUCGGGAAGAAGCAGAGGAAAGAAGGGAGAAAGCUAGGAAGAGAAGACAAGAACGAAAGCGUGAGCUGAAAGCAGAGAUGGAAAAGAUGCCUCCAAGAAAGAGCAGUCGUUUACAAAAUCAGAUUAGAAUGUCCUCAGAAUCAGCACCCUGCCUGCAAAAGACAUCACAGAACAUGGAAUCUGUGGCAGAGUUGAAAAAAACAUAUACCUCAGAUGAAGUAAGAUUGAAAAAAAUAAGUGACUCUCCAAUUAAGCGAAGGCCCACAGUGACUCCUGGGGUAACAGGACUGAGAAACCUAGGAAAUACAUGCUAUAUGAAUUCUAUCCUGCAGGUAUUAAGUCACUUACUUAUUUUUCGAGAAUGCUUUUUAAAGCUUGAUCUCAACCAAACUCAGGAACUGCUGGCAACAGCAACCAAUGGUAAAACCAGAUCUUCAUCUAAACACCUGUCAAUAGCUGCCUCAACAUUACAUGUGAAUGAGAGCCAAGAGAAAGUAAAGGGAUCAUCUUCUGUGAGGCGGCCUAGUUUAUCCUCUGGAUUAAGUGGAGGAGCAUCAAAAAGUAGAAAUAUGGAACUUAUUCAGCCCAGGGAGCCCAGUUCAAAGCAUAUUUCUCUCUGUCAUGAGCUGCAUACUCUGUUCCAAGUUAUGUGGUCUGGCAAAUGGGCGCUGGUGUCUCCUUUUGCCAUGCUUCAUUCUGUGUGGAGACUAAUUCCAGCCUUCAGAGGAUAUGCCCAACAAGAUGCUCAGGAAUUUCUCUGUGAACUUUUGGAUAAAGUGCAGCAGGAACUGGAGACUACAGGGACCAGAUACCCAGCUCUCAUCCCUGCCUCUCAAAGAAAACUUAUAAAACAGGUUUUGAAUGUGGUUAACAACAUUUUUCAUGGACAGCUAUUAAGUCAGGUUACAUGUCUUGCCUGUGACAAUAAAUCAAAUACUGUAGAACCUUUCUGGGACCUGUCCCUGGAGUUUCCUGAGAGGUAUCACUGCAAUGGCAAGGAGAUGUCGUCUCAGUAUCCAUGUCUGCUGACAGAAAUGCUGGCCAAGUUUACAGAAACUGAAGCUUUGGAAGGAAAGAUAUAUGCGUGUGAUCAGUGCAACACAAAACGAAGGAAGUUUUCUUCUAAACCAGUUAUACUCACAGAAGCUCAGAAGCAGCUUAUGGUGUGUCGACUACCUCAGGUUCUCAGAUUACACCUUAAACGGUUUAGGUGGUCAGGACGCAAUCAUCGUGAGAAGAUUGGCGUACAUGUUAAUUUUGAUCAAAUGCUGAACAUGGAGCCUUAUUGCUGCAGAGAAUCCCUCAAGUCCCUCCUACCCGACUGCUUUAUCUAUGACUUGUCUGCUGUGGUAAUGCAUCAUGGGAAAGGAUUUGGCUCAGGGCACUACACUGCCUACUGCUACAAUUCAGAAGGAGGAUUUUGGGUACACUGCAAUGAUUCAAAACUCAACAUGUGCACUAUGGAAGAAGUAUGCAAGGCUCAAGCCUACAUUUUGUUUUACAGCCAACGACUUACUCAGGCAAAUGGACAUGGUAAAAUACCACGUCCUAGCACAGCUGAAAGUCAGCAGCACACAGAAUUAGCUGACUGUUCCAUGGCCAACAGUAGCAGCUAAUCCAAAGCCAGUUAACUGUGUGUAUGGUAAAAGUUUGAAUUGUCAUAACUAUAUAUUUUUAAAUGAAAUGAAAGUACAGUAUUGUACUUUUUUACUUUGAAUCUGUGUACAAUGUUUAUAUACUUUUGUAUUAGUUAAAGUACUCUUUACAAUUGUUAGUAAAGGUUUUUAUUGACAGUAAGUAACUUUCUAAGUACCUAGAAUUUCAAUACAGCUAUUUUUUUAAGAAAAAGAUUGCUAUUUGCAUUUAACUCUUACCUCAGGCUGUUUUUUUUAAGCUGGUUUUGUAUUUUGAUAAUCUUUUUGAAUUGGUUUAGAAAAUUGACUUUCAAUGGGCAACUGAUGUUUCUCUGGUUAAUUUUCUAUAUAUGCUUGUGUACAUUUUAUAGUAUAGUCCUAAUGAUAUCAUGAUUCUUACUGUCUGCAGGAAUGGCUACUAGGUCUUAGAAUAUUAACAUUCACCAGCAAGGAAUGUUUUACCUGUCAAACAGUAACUGAAAUUUUUGUAGGAAACUUUCUGUAUAUUCUUGAUGACUAAAGUGAAAUUAUUUUGCAAGCUUCAAGGGGACUACACUAAAGAUAUGUUGACAGAAUUUCUUAAAAUCUGAAAUUGAGGAAAUAGAGCAUGUACUUAUAUGAAAAUAAGUGUGUAAGAGGAGCGUUUAAUAGCACAAGAAUAUGUCUUUACCAAGACUUCCAUGUUUUAGCCUUAACAAGCCUGACAACUCAAGUGCCAAAUUCAGAGUACUAACUUUGACAACCAGGGGCUUUUUAUUCCAGUAACUUAAAAAAACUUUCUUAGUAAAACCCAAUAAACCACACUCACCCACCCCACUUUCACUGCUACAAGAAUGUUAGCACCCUCUUUCUUGCAUUGGACACGCUUACUUUAAAUUGUAGCAAGCGUUGUCCAUUUCAGUAAUCUCUAACACAAACCACUGAAAAGAAGCUGUAAAAUUUGUAUGAAAGCAUUUUCAACCUGACUGGUUUUCCCUAGCUACAACUGCUGUACCUUCUCCACGGUCCUACCACUAGCAUUAACAGAACUGUGCAUUGAGGAGACUCUAACAAGCAGGAAUUAUCAGUCUUUCUCCACAUACAGUAGUUAAUGCCAAGUAAAUUUUAAUUGUGAAGUUAUUUUGCAUAAGUCUUAUGCAAAUUGUUACCUCAUCUUCUGCAAAGUGUAUACCUCAAUAAAAUGCCUUGAUGUGGACAGAAAA